Messenger RNA from Carassius auratus (goldfish), 2218 nucleotides. RefSeq names its product protein NOXP20-like. Lineage: Eukaryota; Metazoa; Chordata; Actinopteri; Cypriniformes; Cyprinidae. The record is from RefSeq and is a predicted model, not a curated record. The transcript is spliced from 13 exons. Bases 154 to 1812 code for a protein of 552 amino acids.
GCACGCGACCCUGCUGCCGACGUGGCGCGAGCUCGAGCGGAAGGGUAGCGCGAGCGCGACUGUCAUCAGCAGAACUGGUGAGAAAGGACCAAGAACGAGCCCAUGAAUAAACUGUAUUUCAGAAGCAAGAAAUAACACGUAUGUUAGAGAACCAUGUCGCAAGACGAGACCUUGGAAGACCUCGCUACAAAAUCUCCCCCUUCCCUCCGGACAACUGUCUCUGAUGAAACUGCAGCAAAUACAGAUGAGAUCCCGGCGAUAUCACAACUCUCACGAGACACAUCGAGCCCUGGCUCAACCAGUGAUGCUGUGGAAGAGCACGGUGCAACUAAAAGUGUUGAAAUGAUGCUUGUACAUCCAUCAGAAGAAAAACCUGAGGGACAGGUGACUGAAUGUGUGGAUCCAGAUGUUACACAGGAAGAAGUGGAGGGAACAGAGUGCGUGGAUGAGGAUGAGUCUAAAUCUAAAGGCUGGAGUAGUUGGGGUUCCUGGGGAAAGUCACUUCUGACCAAUGCUACGUCCACUGUGGGUCAAGGGUUAAGCUCUGUAAAAGAGAAAGCAGGUGUGGCAUUACGGAUCCGGCAGAGCUCAUCAUGUGAGGAGGCAGAAGAGGUCCACGAGCAUUCUGGGACCGAGACGACAGAAGACGUUCAUUCAGAGCAGGUGCACAGAGGAGUCCUGUCAACCAUCAGCAGCGCUGUUCAGAACACUGGAAAGUCAGUAAUAACAGGAGGCCUUGAUGCUUUGGAGUUCAUUGGAAAGAAGACCAUGAAUGUCUUGGCAGAGAGUGACCCAGGUUUUAAAAAGACCAAAAUACUGAUGCAGAGAACUGUCUCUCUGUCUCAGAUGUUAAAAGAAGCAAAGGAGAAGGAGAGAGAGAGACUGAGCAGUCAGAUGGUCACAGAACCAACCGCCCACUACGGGAUCUUGUUUGAUGAUUACCAAGGCUUGUCUCAUCUUGAGGCACUGGAGAUACUUUCCAAUGAGAGUGAAGGAAGGGUGCAGGAAUACUUGUCCUCUUUGGAGGAGGAAGAUUUGGAAGUUCUGAAGAAGGAGCUGCUUGCAAUUAAAGAGAUCUUCAUCACUCCUGAGGAGGAGGAAGCUGAUGCCGCCUCAGGGGAAUGCGCGGCUGAUGGAGAGGAGUUUGUCAGUGUUCUUACUGAGCUACUCUUUGAGCUUCAUGUGGCUGCAACUCCAGACAAACUGAACAAAGCCCGUAUAAAAGCUCAUGAUUGGGUGCGAGAAGUGGAGCAAUCCCGCCACCGUGUCAAGAAUGUAACAGAGGAAUUAAUAGAAGAGAGCUCCACCGCUGGCCCUGAACCAGAAAAGGAGGAACAGAAAGACAAAGAAAAGAUAGAGAAGGGAGAAGAGGGAGAGAAUGAGGAAAAUAAUGCAAAGGAUGGAAACUCAGACGCUGUUGAGAAGGUGUAUAUGUCAUCAGUGGGCAGUCUUGCUGAGGUGACCGCUCGUAGUAUAGAACAGCUACACAAAGUGGCCGAGCUGAUUUUACACGCACAAGAGCUGGAGAGGCCAGCCUGUCAACAGGCCAGUAUACUGGUCAGGUUAACCAGUGCCAUGUGUAAGGAAGUCAAAUGCCUGGCCCGAAGGUUCACGGACACAUUAAUGGCUGUAGGGAGUCAGAGAAAAGCAGAAGUAACUCUUCUAGUGGAUAGAGUGAUGCUAGAGGGUUGUAAUAGCAUUACAUACGUUCACAAUGCAUUCCAGCUGCUGAUGCCUGUACUUCAGGUCUCACACAUCCAGACCUUCAGAACGACGCUCAAGCCAGCCCCAGAACUAGCAUCCACAGAAUAGUGCCCUCUCUUUCUGUCUGUAUUUGUCUGUAUCUGUGUUUUGUGUUUGGGUAUGUUGCUUCAUUAUGAGAGCUUACAUCAAAAAAGUGCAAUUCUAGUCUAUAUAUAGACUCUUACACUGAGAUAAUUGGGAAAAUAAGAUACUGAAACUCCUAACUUAUUUAGGAAGCUGCUUGUCUAUCAUACUUCUUGAUACUAUGUCCAUUCAAAGUUACUUUACAAAAAAAUGAAGAUGAUUAAUCUUGUGUUGUACUGUCUGAGAAGAUUGGAGGUCCACCUGCAUCUGCCAUUCACCUAAUAAUAGCAAUCACUCAUGCACCAUUACCAGUUUUUGUUUUGAAUAAAACGAUCCAAGAACAUAAUCUGUAAUUUAAAUAACGGGAAACUAAAGACUGAUAUUCUCAGUA